AUGCCUUGGGCAGGCCUGGCCACCUUAUUCCUGGCUGUUGCUGGUGUUCAUGGAAGUCCGUUAGACACCAGUAACUUCCAGGAGUGCAAGAGCAGACAAAAUCUUUCGUCGACAGCGCUCCAAGAUCUUGUGCAGGCCAUCCCUAAUGCUGAUAACAUCCGCGAAUCACUUGGCUACUAUACCAACGGCUCACAUUUAGCAGGACAGGGUCUCCAACAGGCGCAAUGGACUCAGGAGUUAUGGGAUGCAAUUGGCCUCUCCAACGCAAGCGUGAAAUCCUAUAGCGCCAACCUGACUCUUCCCAACGAGCAUCGAGUAGCGUUGCUUGACACGGCACGCGAGGGGGAUCCAGUAGUAUAUGAAGCGCCGUUGAUUGAAGAUAACCCCCCUAAAGCUGGCGAUGGACAGCUACCCUUUGCUCCAGCUUUCUUCAGGUGUGCCGGGGUGGGAAAUAUCACCGCACAGUACAUAUUCGCAAACUACGGAACGCAAGAGGAUUAUGAUGAUUUGGUGCGCGCGGGUAUCAACAUCACGGGGAAGAUCGCUUUGGUCAAGUCCACGUAUGAAUCCGCCGUCUUGAAAAAAUACAAGCUGCCUUAUCACCGCGCAAGACAGGAAGGAGUCGCCACACAGAUGGGUCUCGCGGGGAUGCUUAUCUAUCCAGAUCCUCAAAUGGAUGACGAAAUUGUUGUAGAAAAUGGAUAUCAGCCAUUCCCGAAUGGGCCAGCCCGCCCUCCAUCUUUGAUAGAGCGAGGGUCAGUUGGGAAUUGCAAUCCUGGUCAGAUUCCCGCUAUGCCCAUUUCGUAUGCUGAUGCAAUCCCUAUGCUGCGAGCCCUCAAUGGUCAUGGUCCCCUGGCAGCCGAUUUCAAUGACAGGUGGCAUGGAGGAGGGCUCACCUCGCACGGCGUUACCUACAAUGUCGGGCCUUCACCGGAGAACGUUGUCUUGAACGUGCUUAAUAACCCACAUAACUAUGCUGGCCAUGUUCAUAAUGUCAUUGGGGUCAUCCCGGGAUGCGCUUUUCCAGACGAGGUGAUUAUUCUUGGAAAUCACCGUGACGCGUGGGGCCCUGGUGCUGGAGAUGGAAACAGUGGGUCUGCGGCGCUGAAUGAAGUGGCACGAACUCUCGCAACGGCCCUUAAAGAAGGUUGGCAGCCGUUACGGACAAUCAUCUUCGCCAGUUGGGAGGGAGAGGAGAUGGGCCAAAUUGGGUCGCGCUCAUGGGUGGACGAAAACCAGUCCCAGCUGAACAGUAGCGUUGCUGCAUAUUUAAAUGUCGUCGUUGCGGGCGCUGGCACCAAAUUUCAUGCUCAAGGGAGCCCACUGUUGGCACAAGCGAUGCACAAUGCUACUAGCCAAGUUCAAGAACCUAGCGGUGGACAAACAGUCCUAGAGGCGUGGGGGAGUGAGCUCGGUCUGGGUAGUGGCGGAGACGCCAUGGUUUUCCAGGAAUAUGCAUAUUCAGUUGCAGACUUUGGCUUCUCGCGUGGGCCAACAGAUCCUGUUUUCCCUUACCAUUCACUCUUCGACACGUAUUCCUGGAUGGAACAAUACGGAGAUCCUGGCUUUGCGCACCAUGUGGCGACCACCAAAAUCUGGUUACAGCUGGCGACAUCUCUUGCAGAUGAGGUGAUUCUGCCCUACCGCAUCCAGGGGUACGCGCCAGUCUUACAGAACGGCCUUGAAUCACUCAGCUCAACAGCUAACCUGUCGGCACACCUCGAUCUGACGUCGCUAAAGGAGACGAUCGACAUUUUCGCGCGGGCUUCGGCGGCGUUUGACGCAUAUAGCGACUCGCUUGCCGACCAAGUGCAACAACAGCCUGUUGACGAUAGCCUUCUUGCUCAGGUCCAGUCGGUCAAUCACAAAUAUACUAAUUUUGAGCGUUUUCUCGGGGAUCCCGAUCUUCCUGGGGGUGAUGGGUACUACCAUCUUAUCAUUAGCCCUGCCCCGUACUACUUCCAGACAGACCCUUUCCCUUGUCUAACGAAAGCCAUUGUUGCUGGAAAUUGGACCUUAGCUGCAGCAUAUCGGGAUAAGAUCGUAAAUCAGCUCAACAAAGCUGUCGCUUUUCUUGAGUGA
Molecule: messenger RNA, 2082 nt
Organism: Aspergillus oryzae RIB40
Lineage: Eukaryota; Fungi; Ascomycota; Eurotiomycetes; Eurotiales; Aspergillaceae
Exons: 3
Coding region: 1-2082 (693 amino acids)
Molecular function (GO): carboxypeptidase activity
Source: RefSeq, a predicted model, not a curated record